Cicer arietinum (chickpea) is the source of this 4436-nucleotide messenger RNA. RefSeq names its product pentatricopeptide repeat-containing protein At5g27270. NCBI's taxonomy places the organism in Eukaryota, Viridiplantae, Streptophyta, Magnoliopsida, Fabales, Fabaceae. The record is from RefSeq and is a predicted model, not a curated record. Gene Ontology annotation, molecular function: protein binding.
AAAUAAAUAAUAGUGUGUUUGGAUAAUGCAAUUUUGCAAUUUGGUAGUGACGAAAGAGAAAGAGCAAUAUCGUAUGAAUGAAUUGGAUGUGAAUAAGAUAGAAUGGAGUGUUUGAAAUCCCCGUUCCUGUUCUCAACGCCACUCUUACCUCACAUUCACAACACCAAAACAAAGGCAAACAAGAACAACAAACCCCUUACAAUUCGAAGUUACACAGACGAAGUACACCGCGACCCAUGGACCCGCAAAACCGGCGACCCAACUAAACCUAAACCAACACACAUCAACCCCAAAACCCCUCUCUCCGACGACAACGCACGCCGCAUAAUCAAAGGUAAAGCUCAGUAUCUCAGCGUUCUACGGCGUAACCAAGGUCCCAAAGCUCAAACCCCUAAAUGGAUUAAGAGAACACCUGAACAGAUGGUUCAGUACUUGCAGGAUGAUCGCAGUGGCCAGUUGUAUGGGAAGCACGUCAUUGCUGCUAUUAAGAAGGUUCGUGCUCUUUCUGAGAAGCCUGAUGGGGUUUAUGAUAUGCGAAUGGUUAUGUCUUCUUUUGUUUGUAAGCUUACUUUUAAGGAGAUGUGUAUUGUGCUUAAGGAGCAAAAGGGUUGGAGGCAAGUUAGAGAUUUCUUUGCUUGGAUGAAAUUGCAGCUGAGUUACCAUCCCAGUGUUAUUGUCUACACGAUAGUGUUGCGCUUAUAUGGGCAAGUUGGAAAGCUUAAUCUGGCUGAAGAGACCUUCUUGGAGAUGCUAGAUGCAGGUUGUGAACCUGAUGAAGUGGCUUGUGGUACCAUGCUCUGUUCUUAUGCCAGAUGGGGGCGCCAUAAGUCCAUGUUGGCUUUUUAUUCGGCCGUGAAACAAAGGGGAAUUAUUCUCUCUGUCGCUGUCUUCAACUUUAUGUUGUCUUCUUUGCAAAAGAAAUCACUCCAUAGAGAGGUUGUUCAGGUGUGGAGGGAUAUGGUAAGAAAAAGGGUGGUACCUAAUGAUUUUACUUAUACGGUAGUCAUUAGUUCUCUUGUCAAAGAAGGUCUGCAUGAAGAUGCUUUCGUCACUUUUGAUGAGAUGAAGAAUAACGGUUUUGUCCCUGAGGAGAUAACUUAUAACCUGCUCAUAAAUUCAAAUGCUAAAAAUGGAAACAGAGAUGAAGUGCAAAGACUCUAUGAUGAUAUGAGGUUUCGCGGAGUAGCUCCCAGUAAUUACACUUGUGCUACGCUUAUAUCUUUGUAUUACAAAUACGAGGACUACCCCAGAGUCCUCUCUCUUUUUUCAGAAAUGGCAAGAAACAGAACUCCUGCAGAUGAAGUAAUAUAUGGUUUGCUUAUAAGAGUUUAUGGAAAGCUUGGUUUAUACGAAGAUGCUUACAAAACAUUUGAAAAGAUAAAGCAUCUGGGCCUACUCACCAAUGAGAAAACAUAUUUGGCAAUGGCACAAGUCCAUCUUACUUCAGGAAAUGUAGACAAAGCCUUAGAAGUUAUUGGACUCAUGAAGUCUAGAAACAUAUGGUUCUCUCGAUUUGCUUAUAUUGUCCUGCUACAAUGUUAUGUGACGAAAGAAGAUGUAGUAUCUGCCGAAGGAACAUUUUUAGCUCUAUGCAAGACAGGACUUCCUGAUGCUGGUUCUUGUAAUGAUAUGCUCAGUCUGUAUGUGGGACUUAAUUUGAUGAACAAGGCAAAGGAGUUUGUUGUUCGAAUAACCGAGGACGGGACACAAUUUGAUGAGCAGAUUUACAGGACAGUUAUGAAGGUUUAUUGCAAGGAGGGAAUGUUGCCAGAAGCCGAGCAAUUGACAAAUCAAAUGGUUACGAACGAAUCUCUCAAAAUUUGUAAAUUCUUCCAGACGUUUUAUUGGAUUCUUUGUGAACAUAAAGGGGAUGUGAAAAUUGAUGAUAAACUCGUGACCAUUAAGUCCACCGAAAAACUUGACACUACAGCUCUUGGGAUGAUGCUCCGUGUAUAUCUGACAAAUAACGACUUCAGCAAGACAAAGAUAUUACUGAAAUUAUUGCUGGGUUGUGCAGGGGGGUCAAAACUUGUUAGUCAUUUCAUCAUCAGUUUGACUAAAGACGGAGAAAUCAGUAAAGCAGAAUCACUCAACCAUCAAUUGGUUACACUUGGCUGCAGAAUGGAAGAAGUCACUGCAGCUUCUUUAAUUAGCCAUUACGGAAAACAACUAAUGCUGAAACAAGCUGAAGAUAUCUUUGCAGAAUAUGGGAAUUCUCCAACAUCUAGCAAACUACUGUAUAACGCUAUGAUUGAUGCAUAUGCCAAAUGCGGCAAACAAGAAAAAGCAUAUUUGCUAUAUAAGCAAGCAACUGAGGAAGGGUGUGAUUUGGGAGCUGUUGGUAAUAGCAUCGUUGUAAAUGCUUUGACAAAUGAAGGGAAAUAUCAGGAGGCUGAGAAUAUUAUCUCCCGGUGCCUUGAAGAAAACUUGAAACUUGAUACUGUGGCUUACAAUACCUUUAUCAAAUCCAUGCUUGAAGCAGGCAAAUUGCAUUUUGCAUCUAGUAUUUUUGAGCGCAUGUGUUCCUACGGCGUCACUCCAUCCAUUCAAACAUAUAACACUAUGAUAAGUGUCUAUGGAAAAGAUCAUAAGUUGGAUAGAGCUGUGGAGAUGUUCAACAAAGCUCGCUCGUUGGGUGUACCUUUGGAUGAAAAAGCAUACAUGAAUUUGAUAGGCUAUUAUGGGAAAGCUGGUAUGAUACAUGAAGCUUCACAGUUGUUUAGUAAAUUGCAGGAAGAAGGGAUUAAACCUGGAAAGGUCAGCUAUAAUAUUAUGAUCUAUGUAUAUGCAAAUGCUGGAGUUCAUCAUGAAGUAGAGAAACUUUUCCAGGCCAUGCAGAGAGAAGGUUGUUUGCCCGACUCUUCCACGUAUCUUUCACUAGUCCGAGCAUAUACAGAUAGCCUUAAUUACUCCAAAGCUGAGGAAACCAUACAUACUAUGCCGAGCAAGGGAGUUUCACCAUCCUGUGUCCAUUUUAAUAUUUUGCUCUCUGCAUUCAUAAAAGAUGGGCUGAUUGAUGAAGCCAAGAGAGUAUACAAGGGAAUAUCAACUUUUGGUUUAAUUCCGGAUCUCAUAUGUUACCGAACAAUUUUGAAAGGUUACCUGAAAUAUGGACGUGUGGGAGAAGGAAUCAACUUUUUUGAAAGUAUAUGCAAGUCAACAAAAGGGGACAGGUUCGUCAUGAGUGUAGCAGUGCAUUUAUACAAAUCUGCAGGAAUGGAAAGCAAGGCUAAAGAAAUAUUGAGUUCAAUGAACAAGAUGAGGAUCCCUUUCCUCAGGAAACUUGAAGUUGGAUCAGCAGAGAGAGUGAAAGUUCCUUGAGAUAUAAACUACUUCAGAAAUAUGUGUGAGAAUGGUAACGCAGAGAGAGUGAAAGUUCCUUGAGAUAUAAACUACUUCAGAAAUAUGUGUGAGAAUGGUAACGCAGAGAGAGUGAAAGUUCCUUGAGAUAUAAACUACUUCAGAAAUAUGUGUGAGAAUGGUAACGCAGAGAGAGUGAAAGUUCCUUGAGAUAUAAACUACUUCAGAAAUAUGUGUGAGAAUGGUAACGCAGAGAGAGUGAAAGUUCCUUGAGAUAUAAACUACUUCAGAAAUAUGUGUGAGAAUGGUAACGCAGAGAGAGUGAAAGUUCCUUGAGAUAUAAACUACUUCAGAAAUAUGUGUGAGAAUGGUAACGCAGAGAGAGUGAAAGUUCCUUGAGAUAUAAACUACUUCAGAAAUAUGUGUGAGAAUGGUAACGCAGAGAGAGUGAAAGUUCCUUGAGAUAUAAACUACUUCAGAAAUAUGUGUGAGAAUGGUAACGCAGAGAGAGUGAAAGUUCCUUGAGAUAUAAACUACUUCAGAAAUAUGUGUGAGAAUGGUAACGGAGAAGAAUUGGCUAUGACAUGGAGCUUGUAUAUAGCUUAAUCAACCUGAUAACGGUGAUGUUGAAACCCUGAUUAUAGUUGCUAUACUGCUGACAAUGAUGAUUGAACAAUUAGAACUCUUAGUUCAAAAUGUACUUUUUUGCGGCUAAUGAUGAGGACCCUGUCCAUUUCCGUUGGAAUGUAUUGAGUCAAUGACUUCUGUAUAUGCCAAGAAAAUCUGUAUAAUUUAUACUCAAUACCUCCCAUGUCCCAACUAAAGGAAAGUUGAACCAAGGUGAAACAUGUGCAACUAUCAUCAUAGGAGAGUGUUUAGUAAGGUGACUUGUGACAUUUGAGGUUGAAGACUGACUGUUUGGCCUCAGCUUUUUCUAGGUAUAUGACUUUUCCCCAUGUUUGAGUUUCCAAUUGGCUUCAAAUAAUGUAUAGACUCAUAAAUGAAUUCAAGUUGCAGAUUAUAUCUGAUUCUUGCUCUAAGUUGUAUAUGAGGGGGCACUGCAAGAGCACUUGUUCCGUUUGAUUUGAGUGGGUACUGCAAGAGUUUUAUAAUAGAAACUGAAAAUUCCGGAGACA